ACAUCGUGUGUCCGUGUAGCAUGCUGCUUGCUAACUGUUAUCCUUCAAGCAGAUGCGUGAGACUUUAUCAAGUGUAGGUUUUAGCAGAUGAAGAAAGUUAACAUGCAACGAGCCGGAUAAAACUUUAAAAAAAUGUUAAAUAUCGCCUCUUUGUCCGCGCGACACGUGAGUAAAAUAUCUGUUUUCAGGUUCUCGAUCGUUUCAGCAAGGACACCAGAAACACUCGCUCUGACAGGGGGUCCGAAUUCACCACAACACCGGUUCACUGGAGUUCUGUCACCGGCUCCAUGGUGGUUCUCGGUGGGACACGGCGUCAGGUUUGUGUCCCUGUCCGCCUCGUUUAGAGAAAAUGUGGACUCUGCCUCGGACGACCCUGACCAGGAAAACUUCGGCUUACUGUCCAAAGACAUCGCUUCCAGGAAGUUGUUCAAGAAAAGCAGCCCAGGUAUCCGAGACCAGCGACACCGAGAAGAUGCUGAUGAUGAUGAGGAGGAGGUGGAGGAGGUGGAUAAAACCAUCAGGAGACCUUCGAGGAGAAAUACUCCUUACUGGUACUUGUUACAAUGCAAGAAGCUGAUUAAAGCGAACAAGCUGCAGGAGGCUCUGGAGAUGUUCAGCAGAGACAUGCUGAAGGAGGAGAGGCUGCAGCCUGAGGAGUUCAACUACACUGUCCUGAUUGGAGGCUGUGGGCGAGCUGGACAACUCAAAAAGGCCUUCAAACUCUACAAUGAUUUGAAGAAACGAGGUCUGGAUCCUUCAGAUGCAACUUACACAGCACUGUUCAACGCCUGCGCAGAGUCGCCUUCCAAACAAGCCGGACUUGAGCAGGCGCUGAAGCUGGAACAGGAGCUCCGUCGCAAAAACUACCCCCUGAGCACCAUCACGUACCACGCUCUUCUCAAGACUCACGCCAUCACCAACCACCUCCAAGCCUGCAUUCACACGCUGAGGGAGAUGCUGCAGAAUGGACACACUGCAACUCAGGAGACGCUUCACUACCUGCUGAUGGGCUGCUUGAAGGACAAAGAUGUUGGUUUCAGGCUCGCUUUACAGGUGUGGCGCCAGAUGCUGCAGUCAGGGAUUGCUCCUGAUUUGCAGAAUUAUAAUCUGCUCUUAAGAACUGCCAGGGACUGUGGGAUCGGUGAUCCUGCUUUAGCCACAAGUAUUCUUCUGAAGUCUGACUGCGACGGGCGCAAAGAAACAAACAAGUCGUCAGGUGGCAGCUGCAGGGGGGUAGUAGACAUCGACCUUCUGGAGAGGCAGCUGCUUCUGCAGCAGGAUCCACACAGGGGCCGUCUUCAUCAAGACAGCAGACCCAGUGAGGGCGAAGAAUCCACCCAUCUCAUACCAGUCGGACAAAUAGAAACCCUCCCACUUCCUGUUGACCCAGCAGCUGAUUCUGCAGCACCCAACCUGCUGGACAUUUUUGAAGGAAAACGGUGCCCUGUGCUCUCACUCAGCGCCGUGGAUUCAGUGUCUGAUAGGCUGGCGAUCAUCGGCGGAGCAAAAGCUGUUCUGGACAAGAUGGAAGCUAACCAGCUCAAACCGGACCUCAGAACUCUGACGCUUCUGGCCGACACGAUGGAGCCAAGCUACCAGUCCCUGCAGUUGUUGUUAAAGGCUGCCAAACAGCACAGGGUCAAGCUCGAUGUUGCCUUUUUCAACUCGGUGAUUCGCAGAACAGCCAAAGCAAGCAGCAAUUUCGAAGAAGCAAAGGCUGUGCUCCGUGUGAUGCGACAGCGUAGUGUGAGUGUGAACAUGCAGACGUUCGGAAGUCUCGCUUUAGCCUGUGUUCGGUCUGAGGAUGGCAUUCAGCUGCUGAAAGACAUAGAGGAAGCAGGCCUGAAACCCAACAUCUACGUGUUCUCUACUCUGAUUGGCCGAGCAGCUAGAAGACUGGAUUACGUCUAUCUUAAAUCACUCCUGAUGAGCAUGAAAGAGAUGGAAGUGUGGCCCAAUGAGGUCAUAAUUAAGCAGCUGGAGUUUGCCGCGCAGUAUCCUCCCAACUACAACCAGUAUAAGUCGAGGAACAACUACCUGGUGCACAUAGAUGGUUUCCGUGGUUACUACCAGCAGUGGCUGAGAGACAUGCCUGCUCUGACUGCUGAGGAGGAGCGCUCGCAGCUGCAGUCUGAGUCAAACAGCGCUGUGCCGACGGUGGAUGUUGCAGAAUCCCAGAGGAACCAGAGAGCAGCAGCCAGGAGAUACAAGUCUCACCAUGGAAACAAGGAGCACCGAAACGUGUCGGCUCUGUAACAGCCAUGAAAGUGUCUGCAUGCCAUGGCUCUAUAUUGCCAAGUGGCUCAAGUACUUUUUUUCUUUAAAAAAAACAAUACAUUUUUGUAUUUUAUAAUAAACUU
This is a messenger RNA of Nematolebias whitei (Rio pearlfish), 2360 nucleotides long. It is a transcript of the gene ptcd1, whose product is annotated as pentatricopeptide repeat domain 1. Gene Ontology annotation, molecular function: protein binding; tRNA binding. Gene Ontology annotation, biological process: tRNA 3'-end processing. Gene Ontology annotation, cellular component: mitochondrial matrix. Bases 133 to 2256 code for a protein of 707 amino acids. The transcript is spliced from 8 exons. The record is from RefSeq and is a predicted model, not a curated record. NCBI's taxonomy places the organism in Eukaryota, Metazoa, Chordata, Actinopteri, Cyprinodontiformes, Rivulidae.